Nerophis lumbriciformis (worm pipefish) is the source of this 10446-nucleotide messenger RNA. Its product is annotated as serine/threonine-protein kinase WNK2. Gene Ontology annotation, biological process: protein phosphorylation. Lineage: Eukaryota; Metazoa; Chordata; Actinopteri; Syngnathiformes; Syngnathidae. The record is from RefSeq and is a predicted model, not a curated record. Gene Ontology annotation, molecular function: protein serine/threonine kinase activity; ATP binding.
AGCUGUCACUGUGCACCAUUCGCUAGCACAAGAUGAGGAUUUGAAAGAAAGAUGCUGAACUAAGUGUGGAGUUUGGAUGACAUUUAAGGGCGUGGCAGCCACUUGGAAGUCCCCGGACUAUUUGUUUGUACAUUUGCGGUGAAUUCUAAUGUAUUUCCACGCGGCGCUGCGUCUCGUCCAGCUCUGGUUCCGUGUGAUUGGACGGCCCGCCCGCUAGUUAGCAUCCAGGGGCGUGGAGCUAGGCGAGCUGAAUGGGGGUACAUUUGUGUGCCACGCCGGUGCUGCCGAACCCUAGCGGAGACGGGCGGUGAUAUAUCUGUCGAGUGGAAUAUAUUUCUUCUCCACCUUUUAAGACGAUGGGAGGGAUGCGACGAGAGGGAAAGUAGAUACAUGCGAGCAAUAUUCCUAUUUUAAUCGACAUGGGGGUUUUGGGGUCAGUUUUGAAGCCUACGGUUGACUGUCGUGUCGCUGCUGAGAAAGUGACACUGAUAUUCAGAUAAUCCUCAUUUCGUCGCGGAUUAAUGGCGACUUUACCUUUAGCCAGUUUGAUGAUGCCGCCCAUCUUUAGCGUCGGUUGAAAGCAGGUUGUUGGAGUGCUUCUUCUCUCCCCCCCAACAAGCUCUUCAUCUCGCUUGUGUCAUCCAUGCCUGUGUUGUUGGAGGUGCGUGUCUGUUGGCCAACUGCGUCACCGAGUGGAAGCUGCAGGUAUUCUUCUGUAAACUGCACUUUGGAAAGUCUACCCAUGGACCCUAUGACCUGUACGCCAGAGUGACAGAACUCUUGAAUCAGCAUGGAACCGGAAGCGAAUUCAAACUCAGAGGAUCACCCAGAAUGGAAUCAUCAAUCACAAUGUGAACUGCAAACAAGUAUGUCUGACGCUAUGGAGGAUAGAAGCCUUGGGGACUCAGUGGUGAGAGGCAGCAGCGACCCUUCAUUCAGUUAUCAGAAGCUUGUGCAUCAGAGAUUCAUCAGGAGAAGUCUGUGGUUCUCGGACACAGAUGAGCAGUCCUUUGAGGCCUCUGAAUGUGAUCACAAGCUCCUUAAUAUAAACUUGCGAACAAUCGUUGGCAGGACACGAGGGGCAAGUGGUGGUAUACAGGAGGACUCCAGCACUGAGAGUCAAAAUAGGCUAAAAGACAGUGCAACAGAAAGUGCCAAAUCUGAUGAGGUGAAGGUAAAAAGUGGAAGAGAUGUAUUGACUGCAACAAGCGGUGAUGUGGGCAAAACCACCAUCAAGGCUGCCAGCGAGGAGACAGAGGAAGAGGCAGAGAUGAAGGCUGUUUCCACAUCUCCUGGAGGACGCUUCCUCAAGUUCGACAUUGAGCUUGGGAGAGGGUCCUUUAAGACCGUCUACAAGGGCCUGGAUACUGAAACCUGGGUGGAGGUUGCUUGGUGUGAGCUGCAGGAUCGUAAGCUGUCAAAAGUGGAACGUCAGCGCUUUAAGGAAGAGGCUGAAAUGCUGAAAGGUCUUCAACACCCAAACAUUGUCCGCUUUUAUGACUUUUGGGAGUCUCCGCUCAAAGGGAAGAAGUGCAUUGUUUUAGUAACGGAGCUUAUGACAUCAGGGACACUAAAAACCUAUCUGAAGAGGUUCAAGGUAAUGAAGCCCAAGGUGCUAAGGAGCUGGUGCAGACAGAUCCUGAAAGGCCUUCACUUUCUCCACACAAGAACUCCUCCCAUAAUUCAUAGGGACCUGAAAUGUGAUAACAUAUUCAUCACUGGACCUACAGGGUCUGUCAAGAUUGGAGAUUUAGGACUGGCAACACUGAAGGCAGCCUCUUUUGCAAAGAGUGUCAUAGGCACUCCAGAGUUUAUGGCUCCAGAGAUGUAUGAAGAGCACUAUGAUGAAGCUGUGGAUGUCUACGCCUUUGGCAUGUGUAUGCUAGAAAUGGCCACCUCGGAAUACCCCUAUUCAGAAUGUCAGAAUGCUGCACAGAUUUACCGUAAAGUCACAAGUGGAGUCAAGCCAGCUAGUUACAACAAGGUUGUGGAUCCUGAAAUCAAGGAGAUUAUUGGGGAAUGCAUCUGCCAAAGGAGAGAGGAGAGGUACACAAUCAAGGACCUCCUGAACCACGCCUUCUUUGCGGAGGAUACAGGGGUGAGGGUGGAACUUGCUGAGGAGGAUGAUGGGAAAAAGACAUCAAUAGCCCUAAAAUUGUGGGUGGAGGACCAUAAGAAAUUGAAAGGGAAGUACAAGGAAAGCGGAGCCAUUGAGUUUGCGUUUGACCUGGAAAAAGAAGUCCCAGAACUGGUGGCGCAAGAGAUGGUGGAGUCUGGAUUCUUCCAUGAAAGUGACGCGAAGACUGUUGGAAAAUCUAUUAGGGACCGUGUAGCACUGAUCAAAUGGAGAAGAGAGAGAACCGUAUCGGCUGCUAAUCAAAUGGAGGGAGGGAAUGGCUUUCAAAAGGCACCUUCUCAGUGUAUUGCUUCUAGAGAUGCACAUGCAAGACAGCCUCUUUUGGUGGAACCAGAGCUAGACUCUGAACACCACAACAGACAGCAUACCCCGCCAGCCAGUGUCACUUCAGUCACAUCAGACAGCACUUUUGACAGUGGCAAGGGUUCCACUGUGUACUCGGAUUCCCAUAGCAGCCAGCGGAGUGGCCCCUAUCAAUCCCUGCUGGAGCCGAUCGCUAUAGCAAUGCAACAGUGCCAGCGAAGUAUACCUUUUCAGACAGAUCGGCCUCACUCCUGUGAUACAGGUGAUGUAUGGGGGGAAGUGCUAAGCCCAGAGCUUAGUAUUCGAUUUGGAACUGCAGCCCGCAGAGGAAGUGCUCCUGUUAUUGAUACUUACCAUGCAAAAUGCAUUGCUCAACUACAUGCUCUAAAACAUUCUUGGAGAUCAGUCAGUUCCACCCCUGUAGUGAUAGAAAACGAAUGGGAACAUCACUCAAAAGCUGAGGCUACCAGUGGAAAUAUCACACUACCUGUGACAAGUCGCCGCAGACAUUCUGACAUUACCAAUCUAACCUGUCAUCACAGCAACCAUCUGGCAAAGCAAAGAGUUCAUAUGCGGAAGGCCUCGCUCUCUUUGCUUCAUCUGGGGUCACAGGGAGGGAUACAGCACCAUCCAUCUACUGAUUCAAAAUACUGCCUGUCCUCAAUGGGAACAUUUCCUGGAACAGGUUUAGGAAACCAUAAAGGUUCAACUGAUUCUUUAGAUUUCCUACUGCUGCAGAAGUCCUUGUUUAAUAUAAUCAAUCAGAAAGGACCACCAUGUCGCACUGCAUCCACCCAGCACCCUUCGAUUCACUCCUCAGCUUCUCACAGGACACUCAGUGCUGCUGAAGAUGGCAACCCGAAGAGUCCCCUGAGUGCCAGUUUGUUUGAUGCCUGCGAAGAUAAAUUCUUGGCACGAGAACAGCAAAUUGCUGUAUGCGUGGCCAGUUCUGUGGGCCACCAGAAUAAACCAGCUGAGUUCACAUCCCACCAGUACAUCCAGCCUGGACAAAGUUUCCCUUCUGCUCCAUAUGCUUUCCAACUCGGUGCUGCAACACCAAAUCAAGCUACUUCAUGCUCAGUCAACCUCCGUCACGGAGCCAGUGGUUGUUACACACCUUCAAAUGCGCAACAGCAGUCAGCACCAAGUAUUUCGGCAUCAUCUGGGCCCCAACAUGUUGCACAGUGUUACCAGACACAAUGUCACCAUCCACAGCAAGCAACUUUGAACUGUAUUGUUUCAACCCAGCAACAGACCUAUUCUGUGCCAGGUUAUCAAACUUCAGUUCAGCAAACAACUACAGGUGCCACAACUACUCCACCAGCACAGCAGUCAGAACAAAGUUGCCCUCUUACAUGUGCACCCUCAACUAUGGUAGCAAUGGCCCAGUGUCAUUUGGCACAAGCUGCUAGUGCUUUGCAGCAGGUUCAAGCUGUGGUUAAACUGCCAAAUCAGCAGAUUGGCCCGAACUCUGCAUCAGCACUUUAUGGCCAGCAGAUACCCAUUCAAGACUAUCAACAACCUUCCAUGCAAAAUACUCAAUGCAGUAUACAGCUAACCCAACAUGAUAGGCAGACACAUGUUCAGUGUAGCCCUGAGAGAAUGCAAAAUAUACACCAACAAAGGCCACCUCUUCACCAUUCUCAAAAUCUUCAAUCGUCUGGUCACCAAAAUGAACACACGCCUUGUCUUCAGCAGCAAAGCCAGAACUCCAUACUGAUAACCGUACCACAAUCAAGCCAGGAUACAUCCCAGCCUAUAGUACAACAGGACCAUGCAGGCACUAAUCCGCCCUAUUCUACUACCAGUUUACCUGAUGUGGACUCUCAGAGCUAUUCACAUUCUGCCCUCAAUGCUGUGCAGCGACAGGGUCAGUACCUCACCGCACAACUGUCAUCUGAUACAUCACAGGCCUAUGGAGGAGCUCCCCAGAUGCUGACUCGUCAGAGCAAUCCAGUAUCCUCACAGCAAAGCCAUGCUGCUCAGAUAAAUAAAAAGGAUAUCCCUGGUGGUCAGAGCAUUACAUCGAUUGAGCAAGAUGGAUUGAACCAUGGACAAAAUCUUUCCCACUCAGUGGGCAGUUUAACCACCCAGACAAUGUCUGAUCAACACACACUAGAAACCGCUGUCCGUCAGUACCUGCAACCACUGCAGAUUUCCGGAUCACCACCGCCACAACAUUCAUGCCAGUUUCUUUCACAGUAUCCCACUGUCCAGGUGAUGGCAGAUGUUCCUGACUGUCAGGCCUCCCACCAUCACUCACACGCUACCCCUCAUUCUUCAGCAUCUUCUCUUAACCAUGUCUUCCUUUCCCCUGGUUAUACUUACCCUGCAACUCCCUCUGUCUCUCCAAUUUCUCCUAUUCACAAUAAUAAUGUCUUUGUUUCAUCCAUAUCAAUGUUGCUCAAGCCUCCUCCUUCACCCGUGCUUGGUAAAAUGACAAUCCCAACCUCUCCAUAUGAUCAGGGCAAUUCUGCUUUGCAGCAAGGUGACGCCUGUUACUCAGAACUUUCAUUUGUACCAGUUCCAACCACACAUCCCAUAUACACACACACCGCCUCGUGUCUGAGCACACACCUGUCCACAAACGACAGUCCUCUUACACAGAAUGUGUCAGACCAGGGCACACCUGCUACCUGUGGCCAUUUGGGAAAGCAGAACCAAAGUCAAGUUCAGAGUCAGGUUUACCCUCCUCAUUUCUCUGAGUCUCAGAGAGCAUCGUCUGGAUCUGCAGUUUCCAACCUGACACAGCAACAGCUCAGUGGUCCGACUGAGGCUAACACAGAGGAUCAGGCUGCAGAAAAACACACUGGGGGACAAAGCUAUGACAGUGUCAACUCUGAUGCCACAUCAGGCAAGGAGAUGAGUGAUGGCUAUGAGGGGGCCCAUGGUGGUAAAGGGGAGGUGAAAGUCCGCAAACACCACCGCAAGUCAACACGCACUCGGUCUCGCCAGGAAAAGAUUAGCAGACCUAAGCUUAGCAUGUUAAAUGUCUGUAACACAGGGGACAAGAUGGUAGAGUGCCAAUUGGAAACGCACAAUCAGAAAAUGGUCACCUUUAAAUUUGACUUAGAUGGAGAUGCGCCUGAAGAGAUUGCUACAUAUAUGGUGGAGAACGAUUUUAUCCUGCCCUUAGAGAAAGAAGUGUUCAUUGAACAGCUGAAGGAUAUUGUAGAUAAGGCUGAGGACUUAUUGAGUGAAGGCACAGAAGGUGAGAGGAACUCAGACAAGGCAAGCAGUCCUGCGAGUGGAGGAGCUGGCACCUUGUCUAUGGAGGGAAUUCGGGCUUGUGCCCCAAGCAUUCCACAGCAGGUCUACCAACAAAAUGUCCUUCACACUGGCAAGCGCUGGUUUAUCAUCUGCCCAGUGGCUGAAAUGCCUGUCCAAGGGAAGACUCCUUCUCACAACUCAACUGACAUGGAAUCGGAAAAGUCUGCUAUGAUAUAUGUGAAACCCAUCAGAAACACACCUGCAUGUUCUAUUGCUCAUACAUCUUUAUCUUCACAAGAACCUUUGCCCAUGUCAGUGCAACUUCAAGACCAAAACACUGACACAGCCCAUGUCCAGCCACCGGAGUCCACUGUCAAUAAAACCAAACCCAAUGCUGUGGCUAUUAGCCAGAAUAACACCCUUCCUAUUGAAAAAACUUGUAUCUCUGCUGUGUCUAUAGUAACUGACAUCCCAUGCUGUGCUUUCGUGCCACCAGUUUCUCUGGAUGUCAAUACUAUUAAUAAGGUCACUGGUUUGGCUACACAAACUACUCAUGCCAACCAAACCAGUCCAACUGGGGACCCACCCUUGCAGCUGACCACUCAUCAGUCUGUGGUCCUCCAGCAACCGUAUCCCACACCUAUACCGCCGGCAUCAGUCACCUCCCAACCUCAAAGUCCAGCGCAUCAGACUUCUGUAUCAUUAGACCAUCUACAGCCAGCAAGUGGGGGGCCUGCAGAGUCGGACAGUGAUGGUCCACGUCGGGUGGAGUUUGUUUGCACCAUUAAGACAUUGGAUGAGAAGCUGAGGAAUCUAUUGUACCAGGAACAUGCAACCUCUCAGCCCUCCAGUGCUGUGUCUGACCCUCAUACCUCCAGCACAGAAGCGGUCCAUUCAACGUCUAUUUCAGAUGGCCAUAGCAGUGAGGGCCCACUUGCCAAAAAACAGGGGGAGCCAUUGCCUCAGAUUCCUGAAAGCCCAGAAUGUGUGGGUGCACUAAGUGACUCUGUUUUGGCAGCUACUAAUACAAGUCUGAACAGAAGAGAUGUGACUGUAGGACUCACAUCACCAAAUGCAAUUUGUCAUGUGGAAAAAAGCAAGCCUAGCAGCAGCACCUGCUGCUCCCCGAUGCACUCUAGUGGUUCCCUAAAGUCCCACAGCAAUGGCCCACAAACAAAUACCAAAGACGAUGUAGCUGGCGGAAGAUUAUCUUUGAAAGCUGCAACCAAUGAAAGUACUGGUGCCUCCAGACCCAAAAUUAAUAACCGCUUCUCUGCCCCACCAAACCUCUAUCAAGCUACCCCUGUCUCCAGCACUGAUGUCACACCCCAGCAUAUACCACGGGCCAUGACCAUAGGCACGCCAACCAAUCACCACUACCACCACCACUUGUCACACCUCCACUCUGAUUCUGCAGAUGAGGACAGCGUCAGCAGCAAAGCUCCUCCUCUCGCCAAUGCUAAAUCCUCAGCUCAUGCUCUACCCGAGCACAGUGGAAGCGACCUCAUGAAGAGGGCAGUAGCCUUUCUUAAGCGAUCUGGUCGGAGCAAAAGCGAGCUGAGUACUCAAUCACCCAGACGACAGCCACAGGAAAUGAAUGGUCACGCUCCUUCACUUUCUACAGGACAUACGCAGUCCUACAUCAGCAGUGACAAUGACUCUGAGUUUGAGGAUGCAGAUGUGUGGAAAGAACUACAGGAGCUGAGAAAAAAACACAUGAAGGAAUUCUCAGAUCUGCAAGCAUUUCAGAGGAAUGAAAUUGACCGUCUAUACAAAGAGCUGGGAAAAUCUCCGCCACCCAAUGUUGGCCUGCUUUAUUGUGCUCCUCCAAGUGGACGAAGACGCAAAGCCAGUAAACACAAACUAAAGGCUGGAAAAUUGCUCAAUCCAAUGGUGCAGCAGCUCAAAAGCAAUUUUACUAACACCAACACUACAGUGGAGAGUAAAGGUGAAAGUACUGGCAGUUCGUCUGGAUCUGGAUCUCCUGCUAAAAGUUUGAUUCUUUCUGAUGGUUCUGCCCACUCCUGUGGCAGCUCCAGUUCUGUCAAUCAGCACAGCACAGUCCCGCAGCAGGUCCACACCCAACAACCCUGUUCUUUGAAAGGCUCUUUCUCCUCAGACAACAUCUACACUGGGCAGCACAAUGACGGGAUGACAAACUUAGCAAACCAAGGCUGGACGGUUUACCACCAAACGUCAGAGAGAGUCACCUAUAAAUCUAGUAGCAAACCGCGCACUAGAUUCCUCAGUGGACCUGUGUCUCUGUCCAUCUGGUCCACUCUGAAACGACUAUGUCUAGGCAAAGAGCACAGUAGUAGGUCCUCUUUCAGUGCUGCUACAGCUCAGACACAGCCAUCACUCGCCUCUGCCACAACCUUACCAUCUCCUCAGUCAAUCAGUCGGCUUGCUCAGGUCCAGACUAACAACAGCAACAAUAAGAGAAGCACGUUUACCGAUGACCUGCACAAACUGGUAGAUGAUUGGCCAAAGGCUAUAUCGGCGGCCAAUCAGCCACCCCCUUCCUUGAACCAGAUCAAACAGCAGAGGCGCUUGCAGGACCUGGAAGGCCAAACUGUGUCCAUGGGAGCAGCGCCCUUUAAGAUUAAAUGCCAAACUGGUCCCAGCAAGUUGCCUUGCUCCUAUCUCCUGAUUGCUGCUUCGCACUCUAGCACAACAAGAAGCCACGGUCCCAACUACCCUCAAACUUUGCCCCCUGGGUACUUUUUGGUUCCUGGCCCUUGUUACGCUCAGCAGUGGCCUGGCUUGCCUCGGCCUAUUAAAUCAGUGAACCCCUUUUAUGCCACGUCAAAACCUGAAAUCCAAGCACCCCCUCUAGAAAUGUACAACGCUGAGAAUGACCUUAGUCCGAAAUCAUCCAGGACUACCUAAAACCUGCAGUCGGUGUGAAUGAAUAGCCCAUUUGUAUUUUGCUGAAACACCACAACUGCACGUUUUUUUCAGAGCUCGUAGGUACAGGAAAGAAAGGUUGAUAUUCUUUGUACAGUUACCAUUUGGUUUAUGACUGUGUAUGUUAUAUAUGAAAACGUAAUGCUUAUCAACUGAAACUUGGUCAUUUGUCUUACAUUACAUUUUCCCCAUUAUUGUACUUUUUAUUUCUUUGGACUAAACACAAGCGUAUACUUGACCAACUACAGGUGUAAUUUGGAAUUCAAAUGCCAGUUGGGCCCCAAUUAAUCAUUUAUCCUAUCCACAGUAUUAUUAUUGAUGGAAUGUAGUGCCUUGAACAUUAUCUUCUGCAAACAGCUUGUCGACAUACAAGUGUUUUGCUUAUUAUGUGAUGGGUCGUUAGAGUGCAGUCUUUUUUUAAUGCAUCACAGACAGCGUUUUGGUUUAUCUCGGAAUGCCAUUGUAGCACUGCACUAUUAUUAACACAACAUAUGCUCUUAUUCUUAUAAUAAAAUGUACGUUCAAUCUUUUUUUUUUAACUCUUCACCCCUGUGACUAUGCCGUAGAGGUAAAAUGCACUGUUGCCUUGCAAAGUGAAAAUAGUUAAUGUGUCACUGAUGACAAAAGAAGGAUGAAUUACGCCAGCAGAUGAAAUCCCUCUUUCAGGUCAAAUGGUUCUGUUGGACAAAGCACAAGAUUGGGUAGUGUUAUAUAGCCUUGUGGUUAGACAAAAGGCAAUGUCCAGAGCCAUAAAUGAUGUACAUAGUUCUUUCUACAGUAACUGCUUCUGGUUAGGUCGUGGUCAGAAUGUAGCAAUUAAUAUGUGAAGGCUUGAGGCUUUAAAGUGCAAUUUAAUCUUUCCCCAAAGCUUUGAUUGUGGCGUUGCCACAAGCCUUAUCUGAUGUGUGUAACAGGAAUAAGUGAAAUGUUGGAAGAAAGUAUGAACAUGGCACUAGCAAGAAAACUCUGAAUUCCCUACUGCUAAAUGUAUCUAGUACCCAGCAUCAAGUAUUGCGCGCAGUCACCAGUUAACAUGACUUUUGAAGUUAUUUGAUUUUUGAUGCUGCUAUUGUGGGAGGCACUCCACUGAACACUGAAGCCUUUUAUUUACGUUGGAUAGUACCAAAGUCCUUACAUUGAAAUGACAAAGGAUAAACAAACCGCAGUGUUACUUAAGUCUUUGACAUUUUGUUAGCUGGUAUCUGUUGCAUAAAGCAUUUUCCAUUGUCAGAUAUUGCACAUUUGAAAUAAUAGUUAGAGAUUUGCACAAGCUAUUCCCAUGAUUUUAUUUGAUUAUGUAUUUCCUUGGCUUUCACUGUCUUUAAUGUUGGUAAAGGUCACCAAAAUGUGGUCAACAUUUUUUCCCCCACAAAACCUGGAGCAAGCAGUUAAGUUAUUGUGGUGCAAUAUCUACACAACAUGUAAGAAUGGAUUUAGGACCCUGAUCCUUCCAAGCUGUGAAUUGUACAGCUUUGUUGUAGUGUAAACUGUAUAUUUUGUGUAUGCAUAAUGGAGAGGUUGGUUUGAUGUAUGGUAUACCAUCAAUUCAGUUUGAAUUGGAAUUUUAUAGUAAGAAUCCUCUGCUUUGGGGACAUUCUUCCAGUUGCAAGAGAUUUCUGUUCUCUGGUAUUUGUAUCUGGAAUGUGUUGUUUUGAACAGAGUAAGGGUACUUCUUGUUGACCAAGUUGGUGGCAGAGAUCAAAAGGCUCAAGUGCCAGUUCUGACAUUGUAUCCAUCCUUGCAUGUCUCUGACCAACAUUCCCUUGCAGUGACUAUGCUCAGAUUGUGGAUAAACUUGUAUUAAAAGUGAGUGGGGUUGCUUGCCUGUCACAUUUCUUACUGUAUCUCAUACCCUGCUGCACUGUAUGACACAGAUAAAUAAAUUUUAU